GUGCCACCAAUGCCGUCGCGAAGAAGAGGUGUCCGAGAGAGGGAGCUUCACCCGCGCCGUCUUCUAGCCAUCGUCCGGCCCGUCAUCUUCGGCGACUCACUACCGUCGCUGGGGAAACCGCACGCCUUCGAGGUUCCUGCCGUCGCCUUGGAGUCUGCCGUCAGCGUCGCGGCCAGAGGGGAGAUCUGAGAGAGAAGGAAGAGGACGCCAUGCUCCCGCCACCGUCCGCCACGUCUUGCCUGCGUCGUCAUUCACGUUCAUCGCCGUCCAGCCGUCGGAGCGAGCUUGUUGCCGUCGAGGUGGAGUUGGUGUCGCAGGCGAGAGAGAGAGAGAAUAGCGCGUGAGGAACAGAACGCAAUGGAGGAGAGGGAUCUUGUCACCGUCGGUCUAUGGCUGCCACUGGUGAUGGGUUGCGGAGAAACCAUGCCGCCAUCGCCGGAAGAACACUCCCGCGGUCAUCUAAGUCGCGUGGAGAGAGGAAGAGCCGCUGGGUGUCGCCGCACCUUGCCUCCGCCGCCUCUGUCGCCGAAAACAGCCGCUGAGUCCUCGGUAUCGGUAAGCGUUUCCGAUUCGAGAAGCCUUUUGUCACUGCUCUGUGAACUUAUGCUGAGGUGUUACAGUGUCUUCUGUCACAGGGUCAUGUAUCCAUGCUUGCAUUUCGUGCUCGGAGUUCGCAGCUGCCUUGUUUUGUCAUUUCAGUAAGUGUGUAUGUUUUGGAAGUCCCCGCGUUAGUGUUCUGCACGUGUAUUAGAGUCUUUGCGAUAUGAAUGUUCUUAGGAUUUAGUAACCGGGUUGCAUGUUGUGAUUUUAGAGCAGCUUAUGCUGUUGCGCAAGUGGCGGGGCUGUGUUUUGAAGCUACUGUCGAUUUUGGAUCAAGACGAAAGAAAUUCUAAGACGUUUGGGUUGUGGUUUUGGCGUUUUGAGGCAAGGGCGCUUUCCAAAAACUAUAUUUUAUAUAUUGGAAUUAUUACAUAUGGAUAUUGAUGUGAGACAAUGUGUAUUUGGUGAUUGUAUCAGCCUUAUGUAUUGUUUGAUUGUCUCGAAUGAUUAUGAAUGUUGUUUGGUUGGAUUAUUGUGCAGUUUUGUGAAAUAGAAUGUUUUCAAGUUGAUUCUUUUAAAGAUUUGAGAUCGAGUUUAAUCCGUUGAGAAUUGAUUUGAAUUGAGUUAAUUUUCUUGAUAAUGUGAAAAAUAGAAUAUAC
Molecule: messenger RNA, 1199 nt
Organism: Arachis ipaensis
Lineage: Eukaryota; Viridiplantae; Streptophyta; Magnoliopsida; Fabales; Fabaceae
Source: RefSeq, a predicted model, not a curated record